Messenger RNA from Penicillium atrosanguineum, 1197 nucleotides. RefSeq names its product putative peroxisomal membrane protein receptor Pex19 (gene pex19). The coding region runs from base 1 to 1197 and encodes 398 amino acids. The record is from RefSeq and is a predicted model, not a curated record. Gene Ontology annotation, cellular component: peroxisome; peroxisomal membrane. Gene Ontology annotation, biological process: protein import into peroxisome membrane. Lineage: Eukaryota; Fungi; Ascomycota; Eurotiomycetes; Eurotiales; Aspergillaceae. The transcript is spliced from 2 exons.
AUGGAAACUUCUGGUCAGCCUGGCCAACCUGGCCAACCUGGCCCGCAUGAUUCUACGCCCGUCCCCUCAACCGAUCCGACUACUGCGCCCGCAGAACCCCCGCAGAAACAGGCCGAUCAACAAAAACCCAGUAACGACAGUGAUGCUGACGAGGACUCGGACUUUGACGAACUUGACGGUACUGCCAUACCCCUCACCCCUCCCCGCACCAAUCGCCAUACUAACAAACCCAUACCAGACGUCCUAGAUGACUUCUCCAAACCAAAAGCCCCCCAACCCGCACCCGUACCCGCACCCGUAUCUGCGCCCGACUCCUCAGCAGGCGUCGCCCCUCCCGACUUUGACGAAGAUGCCUUCCUGAAACAGCUAGAGAAGGACAUGGCCAACAUGAUGGGCAACGCGCCCAGCAUGCCUGCUGCAGACCAACCCGACUCCCAAAAUGCUGUAGACCAAGGCGCGGACGUCUUCGCGAAACAACUCGAAGAGAGCGGGAUCCCACCCGGCGAUUUCCUCAAACAGCUCCUGGCCGACGUGAUGGCCGAAGAGGGCGGGGCUGGCGCGGGGUCCGGGACGGGAAGCGCGAAGGCGUCGCCUGCCCCUGCCGCUGCGCCUGCGCCGAGUGCUCCGGCUGAUGGUGAGCCUGAGUCGUUUAGUGAUGCUAUUCAGCGGACGAUGGAGCGGAUGAAGGAGUCUGGGAAUAAGGCCACUGAAGCGGCGACGGGGGAUGAUGGGUCCGAUGAUAUGUUGGCGCAGUUGCUUAAGGCGGUUGAGGCUGGUGCGACGGGCGCUGGGGAGGAUGGAGAUUUGACGAAGAUGUUUAUGGGGAUGAUGGAGCAGUUAUCGAAUAAGGAGAUGCUUUAUGAGCCUAUGAAGGAGUUGGAUGGGAAGUUUGGGCCGUGGAUUAAGGACAAUAAGGAGAAUGGGAAGGUUGCUCUUGAGGAUAUGGAGCGCUAUGAGACGCAGGCGAAGGUUGUGAAGCAGAUUGUGCUGAAGUUCGAAGAGCCUGGGUACACGGAUGAGGAUCCUAAAUGUCGGGAGUAUAUCUGGGAGCGGAUGCAAGAGAUGCAAGCCGCAGGAAGCCCGCCCGAGGAACUGAUUUCCAACCCGCUCAUGGAAGACCUGGGAGGUCUAGGUGGCCUGGGAGGCGCGGCAGGUGCUGGAGGCCCUGGCGGAGUCCCCGAUUGCCCGCAACAAUAA